This is a messenger RNA of Aspergillus terreus NIH2624, 462 nucleotides long. RefSeq lists its product as uncharacterized. The record is from RefSeq and is a predicted model, not a curated record. Lineage: Eukaryota; Fungi; Ascomycota; Eurotiomycetes; Eurotiales; Aspergillaceae. The coding region runs from base 1 to 462 and encodes 153 amino acids. The transcript has 2 exons.
AUGGCCGACAUGCUCUUUGAGCGAAUCCCGCGCCUCCAGGUGAUGAUCUGCCGGCAGUGUCGGUAUGGCGUCUGGCGCCGAGGCGGAGCGACAUCGCAAGCGACAUCACCAGCUCGACCACCAGACCGGCCUCUUAUGCCGCCGCGACCCGGCGACCUGCCACUAUCUCGUCGCCAACAUGAAGUCCAUGCGGAAGCACUGGCAGGCGGUCCACCAGUGGUCCUAGUACUCCGAGCGCGGCCGGGCCCCCAGUCGCAGCAGGCCGCGCGGGAGGCCGAGCUGCAGCGGUCGGACGAGGUAGUCUCCUACCAGCAGCUGUUCCCGUCGCGCGCGGGCUCGCACUACAUCCACAUCCGGUUCCCGCACGGCCGCGCGUUGCUGCCGCCGCCGCCGGACCAGGCGCAGCAGGCGGUCGAUGCGGUCGUGGAGGCGUGGGAGCAGGCGGAGGCCGCCAGCCGAUAG